Haliotis rubra (blacklip abalone) is the source of this 5071-nucleotide messenger RNA. Its product is annotated as serine/threonine-protein phosphatase 6 regulatory ankyrin repeat subunit C-like. Bases 88 to 4797 code for a protein of 1569 amino acids. The transcript is spliced from 6 exons. NCBI's taxonomy places the organism in Eukaryota, Metazoa, Mollusca, Gastropoda, Lepetellida, Haliotidae. Gene Ontology annotation, molecular function: protein binding. The record is from RefSeq and is a predicted model, not a curated record.
ACUCCGGGGGUUCGCUUCGCUAUCUCGUGUGCUCCCUGUUACUCCUCAUCAUAUCAUAUAAUCUAGAUCAACCUUCUACUUACAGACAUGUCGAGGAAUCAGAGGGAGACAGAAUCGGAACGUCCUGCCAGGGAACGUGAGACAGGUGGUGAUGUAACUUUCACAAUGGACAACCUGGCAUCAUCAGAAGUAGCACAAACUGGUAAGGACAGUGAUGUUAAUGUCGUUCCCCAAGCAACACAUGGUGACAGGACAUUCUCCAUGGACAUGAUAGCAUCAUCAGAAGUAGCACGACCUGGUAAUGACAGUGAUGUUAAUGUCGUUCCCCAAGCAACACAUGGUGACAGGACGUUCUCCAUGGACAUGGUAGCAUCAUCAGAAGUAUCACAACCUGGUAAUGACAAUGAUGUUAAUGUCGUUCCACAAGGAACAUAUAGUGAUGGGACAUUCUCCAUGGACAUGGUAGCAUCAUCAGAAGUAGCACAAACUGGUAAUGACAGUGAUGUUAAUGUCGUUUCACAAGGAACACAUGGUGAUGGGACAUUCUCCAUGGACAUGAUAGCAUCGUCAGAAGUGGUCGAGCGCCGGGCCAGUGUCAUGGCUGUUUCUGAGAGACGAGAAAGGCAAGCAGUGUCAACUAGAAUCACUGCAGGGUCUGACUUUAAAGGCAUCAUAGUACAAGACUCUUCUGAUGUCAUCUUAUCUGUUGGAGGUCAGAAUGAUGGAAUAAUGAAAUCAGAUAUGCUCCAAAUAAAUCUGAAGCGAGUCAAAGAUGUCUUUGAGAAAACUGCUAACUACAGAAGAGUGAAGGAACUCUUGGAGAAGUAUGACCAUGUGGCAAUAAGUGGUGCUUCUGGUGAAGGAAAAACGUCUAUUGCCUUGAUGAUAGGAGCAGAUCUCAGGAACCAGGGGUAUGAACUUGUGUUUGUUGAUGAUGUGGAUAAAUUCGAGCUGAAGAAUUGUGACCUGCGUGGAAAGAAAGUUUGUCUGAUACUGGAUGAUAUAUUUGGAACAGUCAGCCUAUCAACUGACGUUCCCCAUCUUAGGUCCAUUCUACAAAAUCUCAAACAAUAUUUAGAAGAUGCUAAAUCUAGCAAGGAACUGAAAACACAUCCAGGCGCUGAAUCAGUGAUUCGUGUUAUGUUCACCACUAAAUCGUACAACCUGGAAUGUGGAGUCGCAAAGUUGGAAGGCCAAGAAUAUUAUUUUUUCACAGGCCCAUCGCUUCUCGAUUUAACAAAAAUGAAAUCGUGUCAUUACAGCCCCGAGGAAAGAAAGAAAAUACUCCAGAAACAACUGAAACACCAUAACAUCGAUCUGGACCUCGAUAUUGUUGAGCUUUGUGACACAAGAGAAUCUUUGUUUGGAUUCCCCCUAAUAUGUACCUUGUUUUGUGAAUUUCUCAGCUUUCAAAAAGAACCUUCACAGUUUUUCCAAGAACCCCUAUUUUAUCUACGGCGAGAAAUUGACAUGAUCAUGGAACGUAGGAAUGAUCAAUCCGCUGCACUCAUCCUGAUGUUGUUGUGUGAAGAUCAUCUGAACUUGAGCCAGGUAGAAUUCGGAUCUGAAAAUGAUUUCUUAGAAGCCGUAAAAAGCGUGGUGCCAGUUACCUCACGGACUACAGUUGCCAAAGCCGUCAGAUGUUACAGGGGUGUAUUUUUCACUGAUGGAGAUAUACUUGGAUUUUCACAUCCCACCAUCUAUGAUGCUUGUGCAUGUGCCCUAUUCAAAAUGAAUCCAUCCUUUGUUCUGAACCACUGCAGUAUCAGAUUCCUUUAUGAGCGUGUACAAGCCCAGCCAGUCCAGUCCACUGCAAUAGAUAAUCACCUCCACAUCAUCUACGUGUCAGAAGCUUACUAUGACACAAUUGCCUCCAGACUGGCCGAUGCUGUUGCCAAAGGCAACUACAGUAUGUCUAUUACACAUCCUAUUUUGAGAAAAGAGCAACUAGUUGACAAAGUGUUCCAGAUGCUCAAACUGAAGAAAUUAAAUACAUUAAAGCGGUUGCUGAAUACGAAGGACACAAAGCGGCUUGCCAUGUUGCAUGCAAAGGAAGAAGAGAAACACUUACUGUACUGGGCAGUUCAUGCACAUAGUCUGUACUUGGUUGAGAAAAUCCUCGAUUUUGGAUACCAUUUUUCAGACGAAGAGAUCAAGGAAGCCUUCAAUGCCUGUGCUUCCUGUGGGAACGAAGCAGUGUUGUUGUUGUUAUCUUCCAAAUAUAUGUCACUGUUUCAUCAAAGUAUGCUCAACAAAGCUCUAGUGACUGCCACAGACAAUAAUUACAAAGGCGUUGCAUUAGCCUUACUUAACAUUGGAGCUGAUAUCUUUGAAUCAAAAAAUGAUGUUGGUGAAAAUGUCUUUCAAAUUGCUAAGAUAAAGGGGUUCAGUACAGUUGGAAGAGAAUUGUUUAGAUUUAUUACGAAAGGAUUUAACAUCACAGAUCUGACUGGAGACUUCGACUUUCAAAGCGCAUCUCAUUCAGCCUUGCAGUACAGCUGCAGAGUAGACGAUAUAAGAUUUUCACAAUUCUUCCUUCCAGUCGCUGACAUUAAUGCACGAGAUACUAAGGGCAGAACGCUGUUAAUGAUUGCUGCUUUACAUGGAAACUAUAACGUUUUCAAUCUGUUCAGGUCUCAAGGGGCCGAUGUUCAUAUAACUGAUGAUGAUACGAAAACUGUGCUCCACUGGGCUUGUCAGGGAAGAAAUAUUUCCAUUAAAGAAUGCCCCCCUAUGUUAAAUGAGGACUGGUCCAUGUUCUUCCUUCAUGGCAGAAACAGAGACAAUAUCUCAAUUGUAGAAGCUCUGCUUCCACUGUUUGACAUUAAUUGUCGUGGAAAGGUGGGACUUACACCAGCAAUGACAUCAGCUUUGUAUGGGAAGAAGGAUGUUUUCAAUCUGCUCGUGUCAAAGGGAGCUGAUCUCACAAUAAGAAGGGACAACAAUGACACCAUCCUUCAUGUGGCAUGUGCAGGUGGAAAAAGUCCCAUUGUAGAAGCUCUGAUUCCACUGUUUGACAUUAAUUGUCGUGGAAAGGUGGGAUUUACACCAGCGAUGAUAGCAGCUUUGUAUGGGAAGAAGGAUGUUUUUGACCUGCUCUUGUCAAAGGGAGCUGAUCUCACAAUAAGUAAUGACAACAAUGACACCAUCCUUCACGUGGCAUGUCGAGGUGGAAAAAGUCCCAUUGUAGAAGCUCUGCUUCCACUGUUUGACAUUAAUUGUCGUGGAGAGGUGGGAUUUACACCAGCGAUGACAUCAGCUUUGUAUGGGAAGAAGGAUGUUUUUGACAUGCUCGUGUCAAAGGGAGCUGAUCUCACAAUAAGAAGUGACAACAAUCACACCAUCCUUCACGUGGCAUGUCGAGAUGGAAAAAGUCCCAUUGUAGAAGCUCUGCUUCCACUGUUUGACAUUAAUUGUCGUGGAGAGGUGGGAUUUACACCAGCAAUGACAUCAGCUUUGUAUGGGAAGAAGGAUGUUUUUGACCUGCUCGUGUCAAAGGGAGCUGAUCUCACAAUAAGAAGUGACAACAAUAACACCUUCCUUCAUGUAGCAUGUCGAGGUGGAAAAAGUCCUAUUGUACAAGAUCUGUUUCCAUUGUUUGACAUUAAUUGUCGUGGAGAGGUGGGAUUUACACCAGCAAUGACAUCAGCUUUGUAUGGGCAGAAGGAUGUGUUCGAUCUGCUCGUGUCAAAGGGAGCUGAUCUCACAAUAAGAGCUAACAACAAUGACACCAUCCUUCAUGUGGCAUGUCGAGGUGGAAAUACUCCCAUUGUAGAAGCUCUGCUUCCACUGUUUGACAUUAAUUGUCGGGGAUCACUGGGUUGGACACCUUUGAUGUGUGCAGCUUCAAAGGGAAAUCACAAUGUUUGGGAACUUCUACUGAAACGUGGAGGUAACUGUGUAUGUGUAGGUGAUAAUAAUCAUACAACACUACACACAACAUGUAGAGGUGGUAACAUGUUGAUUGUUGAAGAUGUCAUAGGUGAUUUUGACAUUGACACAAGAGGCUUGCACGGUCGCACACCGCUUCUUGAGGCAGCUAGAGGUGGUCAAAUUCCCGCAGUUGACUUCCUUGUGUCCAGAAACGCUGACGUCAAGAUAGUGGACAAUAUGGAUAAUAGUCUGCUACACGUUGCUUGUAUAGGUGGACAUCUUGGUAUGGUGAAACAUGUGUGUCCAUGGUUUAACAUUGAUGACGGAGACACACAUGGGUGGACUCCAACAAUGGUAGCAUCUGUUUUUGGAGAGUCUGCAGUGUUUGACUACCUCAGACGACAGGGUACAGAUUUGACACUGGUUGAUAAGACUGGAGAUGAUGUCUUCACUCUCGCCCUUCAGGGAGGAAGUAGACAAAUCAUAGAACGAUUAUCACCUGAUGGACAAUAUGUGAAGAAGCACACCCCUUGGACAAUACUGAUGAGAUCCGUAGUGACUGGAUCUUUUGAAAAGUUGAAAGUUUGCCCUGACAACAGUCCUGAUUUGGUUCAGACAGACCAGUUUGGAGAUAGUCUGCUUCAUCUGGCUUGUCGUGGAGGCAACAGACACUGUGUGGAGUAUCUGCUCCCGACCUUUGACAUCAAUGUCCGAGGUCGGUACAGCUGGACACCGGUGAUGAUGGCGGCUGUGUGUGGACAUGGGGAUGUCUUCCAGCUGCUGGUGGACCACAAGGCAGAUCUCUGUCUGGUCUCAGACACAAGCGAAUGCAUCCUUACUCUGGCUAAGAGAAGACAGAGUAAUGCCAUUGUGGAGUACCUGAGGAAUAAGUCAGGGAAUUCUCGGGGAAUGAGAAAGAUUUGAAAAAGGUUUGGACAGCUGAUGGACUUUCCUAAUAACUAUGACUGUCAAGGAUCAUCCCGGACAUCAAAGAUUGAAUUCUUAAAUAAACUGAUACACUGUGAGAAUGCAUAAUAAGUAUGAACAAGAACAGCAAAGGAAUUUUGUACACAGCAGAUAACACUUCAAAUGAAACCUGUAGUACGACAUUGUUGAUUUUGAUGAUCUUAUGCCUCAAUAAGCUGAACAAUCUGAUGUUUGUGAGGUCAAACAUGUCAAAUAAAUACAAAGAAUCUAG